This is a messenger RNA of Ambispora gerdemannii, 612 nucleotides long. Lineage: Eukaryota; Fungi; Glomeromycota; Glomeromycetes; Archaeosporales; Ambisporaceae. The record is from the annotation of a GenBank genome assembly.
AUGAAUCCUGAAUACGAUUACCUUUUCAAACUACUUCUGAUUGGAGAUUCUGGCGUAGGAAAAUCUUGUCUGCUUCUUCGUUUCGCUGAUGAUACGUAUACCGAGAGUUAUAUUAGUACGAUUGGGGUGGAUUUUAAAAUCCGGACUAUAGAUCUUGAAGGGAAGACUGUCAAACUUCAGAUUUGGGACACAGCAGGUCAAGAAAGAUUUCGUACUAUCACUUCAUCCUAUUACCGGGGUGCACAUGGUAUAAUCGUGGUUUACGAUGUGACUGAUCAAGACACGUUUCUCAAUGUUAAACAAUGGCUUCAAGAAAUUGAUCGUUAUGCUUGUGAAGGUGUGAAUAAAUUGUUGGUGGGGAAUAAGAGUGAUUUGACGAAUAAGAAAGUGGUGGAUUAUACAAACGCAAAGGAAUUUGCUGAUGGAUUGAGUAUUCCAUUCUUGGAAACAUCUGCCAAGAAUGCGACUAAUGUUGAACAAGCAUUUUUGACGAUGGCUAAACAAAUUAAAGACAGAAUGGGUACACAAGUUGCUCCAGGAGCUCCAAAGAAAACUGUCAACAUCACUGGCGGAACUACAGUACCUACACAAUCCGGUAGUGGAUGCUGUUAA